Molecule: messenger RNA, 3234 nt
Organism: Nomascus leucogenys (northern white-cheeked gibbon)
Lineage: Eukaryota; Metazoa; Chordata; Mammalia; Primates; Hylobatidae
Gene: ARHGAP10
Product: Rho GTPase activating protein 10
Biological process (GO): signal transduction
Cellular component (GO): cytoplasm
Molecular function (GO): protein binding; GTPase activator activity
Source: RefSeq, a predicted model, not a curated record
CGCGCCGCAGGACUCGGCUCUACGGGACAUGUCUGUGCCGCGCUCGCCGCGCGCCCGGGCCUGCUAGCUCCUCCGGGCUCCCUGAACGCGCGGGGCCGCACCUGGCAGCGGCCUCGGAGCUCGGCUCGGGCAGGAGCGCGCGGCCGUGCGCACCGCGCAGCGACCGCUGCAGUCAUGGGGCUGCAGCCCCUGGAGUUCAGCGACUGCUACCUCGACAGCCCGUGGUUCCGGGAGAGGAUCCGCGCUCACGAAGCGGAACUCGAGAGGACCAACAAGUUCAUCAAAGAGCUCAUCAAGGACGGGAAGAACCUCAUCGCUGCGACCAAAAGUCUGUCAGUGGCCCAGCGGAAGUUUGCUCAUUCACUCAGAGACUUUAAGUUUGAGUUUAUUGGUGAUGCUGUGACAGAUGAUGAACGAUGCAUAGAUGCUUCUUUACGUGAAUUUUCAAAUUUUUUGAAGAAUCUGGAGGAACAGAGAGAAAUUAUGGCAUUAAGUGUAACCGAAACCCUGAUUAAACCCCUGGAAAAAUUCAGAAAAGAGCAACUUGGAGCUGUAAAGGAAGAAAAAAAGAAGUUUGACAAAGAGACAGAAAAGAAUUAUAGUCUAAUUGAUAAACAUUUGAAUUUAUCAGCAAAAAAGAAAGACUCACAUUUACAAGAGGCAGAUAUCCAAGUGGAGCAGAACCGGCAACACUUCUAUGAACUGUCUCUCGAGUAUGUGUGUAAGCUGCAGGAAAUCCAAGAAAGAAAGAAGUUUGAGUUUGUGGAACCCAUGCUGUCAUUUUUUCAGGGGAUGUUUACCUUCUAUCAUCAGGGCCAUGAACUUGCCAAAGACUUCAAUCACUACAAAAUGGAACUACAGAUCAACAUUCAGAAUACAAGGAAUCGAUUUGAAGGAACAAGGUCAGAAGUGGAAGAGCUUAUGAACAAAAUCAGACAGAAUCCCAAGGACCACAAACGAGCAAGUCAGUUUACAGCCGAAGGCUACCUGUAUGUCCAGGAAAAAAGGCCUGCUCCGUUUGGUUCCAGUUGGGUCAAACACUAUUGCAUGUAUCGAAAAGCAGCAAAGAAGUUCAACAUGAUCCCAUUUGAGCACAGAUCUGGAGGGAAACUUGGGGACGGAGAGGUGUUCUUUUUGAAAGAAUGUACCAAGAGGCAUACUGACUCCAUUGACAGAAGGUUUUGUUUUGACAUAGAAGCUGCUGAUCGGCCUGGCGUUUCCUUGACCAUGCAGGCAUUUUCCGAAGAGGAAAGGAAGCAGUGGUUGGAAGCUCUGGGUGGAAAGGAAGCUCUGUCCCAUAGUUUUAAUACAGCCAUCAUCCCAAGACCAGAAGGAAGUGCACAGUUGGAUAAAAUGGGGUUCACAAUUAUCAGAAAAUGCAUCAGUGCUGUUGAAACACGAGGUAUAAAUGACCAAGGAUUGUACAGAGUUGUGGGGGUGAGUUCAAAGGUCCAGAGACUUCUGAGUAUGUUAAUGGAUGUAAAAACAUGCAAUGAGGUGGACCUGGAGAAUUCUGCAGAUUGGGAAGUGAAGACAAUAACAAGUGCCCUGAAACAGUAUUUGAGGAGUCUUCCAGAGCCUCUCAUGACCUAUGAGUUACACGGAGAUUUCAUUGUUCCAGCCAAAAGUGGCAGCCCAGAAUCUCGUGUUAAUGCAGUCCAUUUCUUGGUACACAAACUGCCAGAGAAGAAUAAAGAGAUGUUGGAUAUUUUGGUGAAACACUUAACAAAUGUUUCAAAUCACUCCAAGCAGAACCUGAUGACCGUGGCAAACUUAGGAGUGGUGUUUGGACCAACUCUGAUGAGGCCACAGGAAGAAACUGUCGCUGCCCUCAUGGACUUGAAGUUUCAGAAUAUUGUUGUGGAAAUCUUAAUUGAAAACCAUGAAAAGAUUUUUCGGACACCACCUGAUACUACAUUCCCUGAGCCCACCUGCCUGUCAGCAUCACCCCCAAAUGCGCCACCAAGGCAGUCGAAGAGACAAGGCCAGAGAUCCAAGAGGCCUGUGGCCGUCUACAAUCUUUGUCUGGAGCUGGAAGAUGGUGACAAUCCUUACCCUUCCAAGGAGGACACCCCUACCAGCAGUCUGGACUCACUUUCCUCCCCAUCUCCCGUGACUGCAGCUAUCCCUGGGCCUCCUGGACCAGACAAAAACCACCUUCUGGCAGAUGGAGGGAGCUUUGGAGACUGGGCAUCCACUAUCCCAUGCCAGACCCGAUCGUCUAUGGUCCAGUGGCUUAACCCACAGUCUCCAACCACAACAAGCUCCAACCCAGCUGUGACACCUCUUUCACACGGGUCGUCCCCUUUCCCCUUUUCUCCUCCUGCUACUGUAGCGGACAAGCCACCUGAAAGCAUCAGCAGUCGGAAGGCUCGAGCCGUGUAUCCGUGUGAAGCAGAACACAGCUCGGAAUUAUCUUUUGAAAUAGGAGCAAUUUUUGAGGAUGUACAAACCUCCAGGGAACCUGGCUGGCUAGAAGGGACUCUGAACGGCAAGAGGGGGCUGAUUCCACAGAACUACGUCAAGCUGCUGUAGCUCCUGGCCUGAGAGCCCCUGCUGACCCUGACACCCAGGGACCUGCCUGGGGGCAGAGAGCUGUCUUCCUUCUCCGAGGCUCUGGGCUGCACCCACAGGUACCUCCACACUUGGGAGUUACCAUCAUCACAAUCAGCCUUGGGGGCGGGGGAGGGGUGGGCAGAGAUGGGACGCACCGCACAGAACUGUGAUUGUGGAUCAGGAGGGGAAUGUCAGGAUUCGCAAAAUGGACUUUUCAUUUGUCAAGUAUUGGGACUUGUGAUUUUUAAUUGUCCAGCAUAUAGAAUGAGAGGGAGGGCAGCCUUCUGCCACCUGUGUCACCUCUACUGGCAGUCACGCCACCAGAGCCACCCUGGCUCCCUCUCCUCCCUGAGCACCUGCUGCUGCGAUUUUAAAGGGAACUGUACUACUCACAGUGAUAGGUUUGCCGAGGUGCGUGCUUGGCUGUGGCAGCCUAGCUUGGAGAGGCUGCUGCUGGUGCAGGGGAGAUGGUCUCAAGCCAGAGGGAAGCAGAGAUGCGCUUCUCAAGCCUGCCCUUCCUAGAUGGCCACCUGCGGGACCCCACACUCACUGCACUGGCAGCGUGCACUGGCGUAUUUGUAACAGGCUUCUCGGUGCUCCUCACCCGUGUGCUGUUUUCCAAACACCAUCUUUUUGCCUCAAGGCCUCUCUGUAAAUGAAAUAAACUGUAAUUUACUA